AUGAGUAAGCGUGGGAUUGGACCAGGCGAGACACAAGAUACGGAGACUGAUACUAGAUUGGAGGUGGCAAGAAAGACGGCUCGUAUGAACACCCAUGAGAACAGUGAUCAAGAGAUAGAAAUGGAUGAACAAGCAGGACCAAGCAACUCACACAGCUGGAAAGGACGACUCAGAAAUAGCAAGUCUCGUGAUAUUUCUACUACUGCACCAUCCAAAAUCUCGUCGAAGGCAGCGGCCAAAGUUUCAAAGGUGCCAUCUUCAAGGGCGACAUCUUCGGACGGACCAUCUACUGCAUCAAAGGCUACUUCAACGUCAAGAAACAAGAAAAAGAAGAACACCCCUGCCAAAUCCACAAUCGCUCUUAGUAAUGAGAAAAAGGAUCCAAGUGUGAAGGAUCAAAGUGUAGAUAACAUGGAAAUUACAGAAGAAGAGGAGCCAGAGGAGGAACUCGACCCAGAAAUGGUCAAAGCGGCCAUCGAAUGGAACAAUCAGAGAGAUCGGGAGAGUGACAUGGCCGUCUACAUGGAUAGAUUUGAGAAAUAUGAAGUCGCCUCUAUUCUCAAGGAGCAUUUCCCAACGAAGGUUCCAGAUAUUAUAACUGAAGGAUUCAGCACCAGGAAUGUGUCUAUUGAAGCACUCGCUUUGGCCAAAGCUCUUAUCAACAAAGCCACACUGCUGCACCUCGCUCACCUUCCAAGCUUGAGCGCCAAGUUUCAGAAGCCACCAGCUUGCUCCCCACAAGUCCUUGCCUACUUGACCUAUCUAUCAGCUAAAAUUGCUGAACCAUCACUAUCACCAAAACACUUGGAGGAAACCAUGAAGCUAUUCAGUGAUUUCGAGCCUACAUAUGGUCCUUUGGUUCUGUUGGACAUUCUACAGGAUGAGAUUGGUCACCUUCGGUUUAUCACUGAAGAGGAGUUGAAGAAACGUGAGAUACCCAAGGAGGACAUUCCCGAGAUGUUAUUUGAUGACUUGCUCCGUUUCAAGGAUGUCCUGGAGACCGAUUGCAAGGUGUUCCUAGUGUUGUUCCUUGGACCAAGUGCUUAUAACUCUCAAGAUAUUGUUGAGGAGUAA
Molecule: messenger RNA, 1074 nt
Organism: Caenorhabditis remanei
Lineage: Eukaryota; Metazoa; Nematoda; Chromadorea; Rhabditida; Rhabditidae
Exons: 4
Coding region: 1-1074 (357 amino acids)
Source: RefSeq, a predicted model, not a curated record